Messenger RNA from Dalotia coriaria, 1603 nucleotides. It is a transcript of the gene cib, whose product is annotated as thymosin beta cib. The record is from RefSeq and is a predicted model, not a curated record. Bases 189 to 806 code for a protein of 205 amino acids. NCBI's taxonomy places the organism in Eukaryota, Metazoa, Arthropoda, Insecta, Coleoptera, Staphylinidae. Gene Ontology annotation, cellular component: cytosol. Gene Ontology annotation, biological process: actin filament organization. Gene Ontology annotation, molecular function: actin monomer binding. The transcript has 6 exons.
GUUGCGCGAGUCGUGCACACUCGCACAGUCAGUCGUUCGCCGUCAACUAACGCACACGGAAUAUAUCCGCAGUUAACUCACUCUUCUCACAAGACUUACCUCACACACACACAAGCCAACCACUAAGCCGGCAUUCCAUUUCGUGAGGAUUCAUUUGUUUUAAACCAAACAAACACAACAAAUUCAAGAUGUCUUGCCCAGCGCCGUCCUUGAAAGAUUUGCCACGCGUCGCCGUUGAUUUCAAGACUGAACUGGAGGGUUUCAAGACCGACAAUUUGAAGAACGCAGACACCAUGGAGAAAAUUAUUCUUCCAUCUGCCGAAGAUGUAGAACAGGAGCGUACACACAAUGCGCUCAUUGCUGGCGUGGAAAACUUCAAACCAUCCUCGUUAAAACGCACCGACACAAAAGAGAAGAUUGUAUUGCCCAAUGCCCAAGAUGUUGCCGCUGAGAAGAAAGAGAAAGCGAUGAUUGACAGCAUCGAGACCUUUGAUGCAACCAAGUUGAAGCACACCGAAACGCAGGAGAAGAACCCUCUGCCCGACAAAGAAGUGUUGGAGCAUGAAAAAACCCACCAGAACCUGAUAAACGGUGUGGAGCACUUCGAUAAGUCCACGAUGCGACAUGCUGAGACGCAGGAAAAAGUCAUCCUGCCUGAUCCUCAAGUGAUCAAACAAGAGCAAAGAGAACAAAAGUUGAUCUCUGGCAUUGAAAACUUCGACACCAACCAGCUGAAGCACACCGAAACUCAGGAGAAGAACACAUUGCCGACGAAAGAAGUCAUCGACCAAGAGAAGACCGCCUAAGUCAUUCCACACGUCUAUUUCUCUCUAAUUUUCAAUACUUGCAUUUAUUAUUAAUCCAAAUCGGUGGAAAUGUAAAGAUGUAGACCGACUACAUAUACAGGGGAAAUCAUUGAAAAAUAUGUAAACGAAUCAACGAAUGUCCAAAAUCAAACAAUCCAGGAGUCAACUAACGAAAACAUAUGACAACGCUCAUUUAAAACAAUUAGAAUUACCAUUCAUCAUUAUUUAAAACUAAAAUUUAGGGAUUUUAAGGAGGAUGAGAUUUUGAUACUAGAAAUUUUGCAUUUUAUAGAAAUCUACCAACUUUUUGAUACUUUGAGAUAACAAAAUGCCAAUGAAUUUUCUUAGAAAACAUUGCUUUACACUUUUGAUAUGAAUAUAACUUGAUAUCUUAAAUGUCGAUAAAUGCGUAUUUGUAGUGUCGCGCUGAUGUCAUUUAAUUUGAAAUUUACUUUAACUCUCUUAUCCAGUAUUAGCAAUGUAUGGAUGUUUUACGUUUGUCAACACUAUCCUCGUCUAAUCUUUACCGUGCGAUUACUUUCUUAUUUACUUAAUCGGCAAUAAAUGCUUAUCUAACUGCUUGGUCUGAUUCGUUUUGAGUUUUGCGCUUCGGAUGUUUGUUUGUUCAGAUUAUUUUCAGUGUUUCAGUGCACUUCAUUUUUAUAUACAUAGUUUGUACUUAUUUUAAGAAAUCUAUGCGUUUAUUAGCUAUUAUACUAUGAAAUAACAUGUUUAUUGAAUUAUUUAAUGAGUUUGCAUGAAUACGGUGCUUAAAAUAAACGUAUCAAAGCGUAAAA